GCACUUCCAGAUAUCCCAAAGAACCGCCGACGGUCGAGCUGCAGCGUUUUCGCGACUUGGGCGCAAAUCUCUCUUGGCUCUCUGAUCUGCCGUUCCCGAUCGCUCGUCUGUCCUGGGCCGGUCCGCUCUCCAGCCAACCUGAUCUCUGGCCAACCCGUCAGCUCGCUUGAUUGCGCACAUUUUAAUCGAGCGACGCAGCUAAAAGUGACCACCGCCCGGUAAUAUGAGUCCGCCGUGGCAUGCUCCAAAACCUGCGCCUCCGCCUGCUGAUCCGGCUCUGCACAAGGUCAUCGACACCGCUGCGGCAUACGUCGCCCGAAACUCGUCCGACUUCAUCAAGGUCCUCAGAGAUCGCCAGCCAUCGUACCACUUUCUCUGGCCCAACGGACCGCACAGCGACUAUUUCGAAUGGAAGCUCCACCUUCUUCGAUCGGGCGACGGACUCGCCUCGAGCCCAGCUGCACCCGCCCGUGCCCCCCCGCCGACCGAAGAGCUGGUCGCAGCGAUCCCCUCUCUCACCGAUGAGAAGAUCCAAGAGCUAGUGUCUUUGACGGAUUCAAUCUGCCAAGAUUGCUCCCAGGCGAACAUACAGGCUGGCAAGGCCUGGAUAACUUCCAACUGCUCCAAUCAGCAGCACAUGGAAGCCACCAUGGCCUUCAUCGUACGGUCCAUGACUGGCCGCGAUUCCUUCGAGGGUCGCCUGCACCUCCUCUAUUUGGUCAACGAUGUCCUUUAUUUCGGAUGCCGGUUGAAUGAGUCCUGGAUCCGGACCGCCAUUCACCGCUCAUUGCCAACCAUGCUCAGUUUGGUAUAUGCGGCAAGUGAGGGCGACAAGCAAAAGGCCGACAAAGUCCUGAAGGCAGGUUCCAAGCGCAGCAGGAGCAUAUCCUGCGUUGAGGCACUUGGCUUCCAGCAUUUCGCACCGAUCGCGAAAGUGCUGUCAAUCUGGAAGGAUAAGGGCUACUUUGAUGCCCAGACUAUUGAGGAAAUGCGCCAUGUGCUUGUUGGCUCGUCGUCGUCAUCUGCAGCAGCGACCACUUCAUCCUCGCCGUCGAUGGCUGUUCCUGGGUUCUUACCGCAACCUGCUGGCGCACUCCCCAUCCAGCCUUAUGCGACCGAGGCUCCACCGUUCACACCUCCGACCGUCGCCCACUACCCAGCCGGGUAUCAUGUCGGGACCGGUGCGCCCAACGGAUUCGCCGGCAUGUCGUCACCACACGCUCCAUUCCAGGCUGCAAGUGCGCACGUUCCGAUGCCCUUACUUCCUGGUGCUGUUUCAGCCACGGCGAUCUCUCCACGACCCAUUGCUUUGCCAAUGCCAGUCGCUAUCACUCCGCCCGCUGUACUUGCAGGGCUACCGAUCAGCUCAUAUGCCCCUGCUCCGAUCGGUGUCCGACCUCCGGCCACAGUGACGCCCGUUGCUGCACCCGCUGCCUCGCCUGCACCCAGCCAAAAGUACCACGAACUCCCUGCCGGGCUUAUGGUCCCGCUCACAAAGGCGGCCGAGAAGCCGUAUGGGUCGAUUCACGCUGACGACGUCAAGAUGCCUGCCACACGACCUCCGCCCACCGAAGAGCUCUUGAAGGCUGUGGAGGAUUACUAUCGUGGAAUCGAAAAACAACGAGAGGCGCUGGCGGAACGGAGCCAGAGGGAUGGGUUCGAAGAGGAUGCCGAGGUGCUUGCCGGGCUACAUUCCAAGGACCCGGACAACGCCGAUCGGCCCACAUCGGGCACGGCAUCUGAAAUCAAGAUCGACCGUGAGGGAUGGCAGCUUGGCCUAUUGGACGAGUUUUAUUCCAAUCUGGAGACAGCUCGCAAGCGAUUCGAAGAAGAGGCGCGGCACCGGAAGCAUGACCGAGACGUUCGCCGCAGGCGCCGCGGACAAAGCAGUGAUGAAAGUAUGUCCUACAGCCGAAGUCGCAGUCGUCAUCGCAGCCAAAGUCGCAGCCGGAGCCGAAGUUAUAGCCAAAGUCGGAGUCGAGAUCGAAGUCGAGAUCGAAGUCGGGGUCGUAGCCGAAGCCGAAGCCGAAGCGGCAGUUUCAGCCCCGGUCGCCGUCGCUCCAAUGAUCGCUACAGCCGCAGUCCAAGCCGAGGAUCGAGUUACGAGUCCUCAAACAAUCGCCCGCGUGAGGUGGGGCGAUCUGAAGCCGGAAGAAGUCGAUGGCGCCAGGCAAGUCCGAAUCGAAGCCACGGCUAUAGCCGCAGUCGUAGCGGAAGCCGUGACCGUAGCUCGAGAUCGCCGAGCCGUGACCAACGGCGGGCCAGAGGACGCAGCCGCGACAGCGGCAGUGCAUCGCCUCGCCAUCUCCGAGAGGGCCUGGGAACCAGAUCCAAGAAUGAAGGAUCUACCCCCGGGCAAGAAGCAACCUUUGGAUUGGGAACGAUAGAGGCCCGGAGCGUAGGGCUAUCCGGCAGCGAUAUCUAUAGCGACUAUCGGAAGCACAAAAGCUACACGAUGCAGCGCGAUGUUGGUCCACAGGGCCGAGAGCCUGUCGGGUGCUAUCGAUGCGGCAAGGUUGGCCACAUCGCCCGCGACUGCACUUGACACCGGGUGUCCGAUCCACGCUGGAUGCGGCGAUAGUAAUCGGCUAUAACAGCACCCAUAUCACUGGAGCGGCUGCUUUCAUAUUAUGGUGAUGCGUGGGCCUGUCGCCUCAGAACGAAGCCGAUACUGCGCCAUUCGAAUAAUGCUGCCGAGGAAGACCAUGGCCCUGGGUUACUUUGGAGACAUGCGCAAUGGGAGAUGGAUACUGGAUCUUUCCUCGCUUGCUCCCGCUCGCUCCCAGGUUUCGUCGCUGUUCGCAUUCAGUUCAGCAAUACUAUCCCUCACCUCCCGUUUCGCACAGCGUUUCGAAGGUGUGGGAGCCAUUUGCUCUUGAGUCCGAUAGUGGCCCCUCUAGAUCACUGAAUAUAUGGGCUCGUGCAUCAACCACCCACAGUAG
Polychytrium aggregatum is the source of this 2942-nucleotide messenger RNA. RefSeq lists its product as uncharacterized. The transcript is spliced from 9 exons. Lineage: Eukaryota; Fungi; Chytridiomycota; Chytridiomycetes; Polychytriales. The record is from RefSeq and is a predicted model, not a curated record. The coding region runs from base 224 to 2545 and encodes 773 amino acids. Gene Ontology annotation, molecular function: zinc ion binding; RNA binding. Gene Ontology annotation, cellular component: perinuclear region of cytoplasm. Gene Ontology annotation, biological process: intracellular calcium ion homeostasis; RNA processing.